This is a messenger RNA of Sphenostylis stenocarpa, 237 nucleotides long. The record is from the annotation of a GenBank genome assembly. Lineage: Eukaryota; Viridiplantae; Streptophyta; Magnoliopsida; Fabales; Fabaceae.
AUGAAAAACCUCAAAGAUUUCAAUCUAGGCAUGGAGUGGCAACGGCACCACAAAAGUAGCAGUUGUGACUGUAGGGGUGGCAACGGCGACUGUAGGAGUUACAACCAUAAGGGCUGUAGUGAGGACCGCAAGAGCGGUGACGACAACGAUAACAAUCAACAUAGGUGCGACAACAACAAAGGCGAAUGCAAAGUGCGACAAUCCUAUUAUGUUCAACUUGGAAACUUGAUAGAGUAA